Molecule: messenger RNA, 932 nt
Organism: Harpegnathos saltator (Jerdon's jumping ant)
Lineage: Eukaryota; Metazoa; Arthropoda; Insecta; Hymenoptera; Formicidae
Gene: ND-B8
Product: NADH dehydrogenase (ubiquinone) B8 subunit
Exons: 3
Coding region: 126-404 (92 amino acids)
Cellular component (GO): respiratory chain complex I
Source: RefSeq, a predicted model, not a curated record
AGUCAAGAAAAGUGUCGUGACAUUACCGACCAUCUUCAACCAUCCCUACUGAGCCUAACCUCGAAAAUACAGUCAUUGGCAAAUUGUGAUGAGGUUACAUGUUUAAGGUUUUUAACUAUUGAAAAAUGGCUACUAUAAAAUUCGGAAAGCAUUUGAAAGAGUUGAGAAUCCUUCUGUGCCAAACGUCUAAAUCUAGUCAAGGCGUUAGAGAUUUCAUCGAGCAACAGUAUGUAUCGUUGAAGAAAAAUAACCCAACAUUUCCCAUUUUAAUUAGAGAAUGCUCAUCGAUUGAACCAAAACUGUAUGCGCGUUAUGAAUAUGGUGCAGAACGUUGCGCAUCUUUGUCGAAUCUAAAAUCUGAUGAUGUAUUUGGGAUAGUUCGACAAUUAGCAUCUCAGAAAUAGAUAUAAAUUGUAUUGAUAAAUAUGUAUCAUGCUAUAUAUGCAUAGUAUUUUAAUAAAAUAGUCAGUUGAAUCAAUUAAAAGGUUCAUUUUUAAGAUAUAAAAGUUAUUUCUUAAAAAAAAUGUGUACCUUUCAUGCAUACAUGCUAGGUAUUCAUGGAUUAUAUAAGAUGAUAAGCCAUUAAAUUAUACUGAGUGGUUAUUCUGUUUUUGUUAAAAAAUAUUUAUUUUCUUUUGUAAUUUAUAUGUCUGUGCAAUAUUUUAAAGUUCAGUUCAAUGGUUAUAAGAAAUAUUAAAAUAAAUCUUAUGGAAGUAGUAACUCAAUGUAUCUAAUGAAUAUAAAUGGACUUAAUAUUCAAUAAAGAUAUGAAGGAGAUCUUAUAACUUAUAUAAAUAUUAUAUAAGCCGUAUAGGUUCCAUUAUUUCUUCUAUGUCAGGCAGUGACAAUUCUUUUUAUCUAUGUAUGAAAAUAUGUAUCUCGAGAUGUAACACAUUCUUAUGGUUUUUCUGAAAUAAAUCUAUGUACAUCAA